Molecule: messenger RNA, 2578 nt
Organism: Lates calcarifer (barramundi perch)
Lineage: Eukaryota; Metazoa; Chordata; Actinopteri; Centropomidae
Product: zinc transporter ZIP3
Exons: 3
Coding region: 176-1129 (317 amino acids)
Biological process (GO): zinc ion transmembrane transport
Cellular component (GO): plasma membrane
Molecular function (GO): zinc ion transmembrane transporter activity
Source: RefSeq, a predicted model, not a curated record
CACUCAGAGCCCAGGGAGUGCGUGACGUAGCCGAGGAAGCGUCUUCAUCCACCUGCUGGAGGAGAGGACGAGGAGCGGACAGUAGAAGCAGCAGUAGAGUCCAGUAGAAGCAGCAGAGGUGGAGGAUGAUGACGUCGUCUUGGCUUUAGCGUCCUCUGGGUUUUUCUGCUUCAGGAUGCAGAUCCUGGUGGCGAAGCUGCUCGGCCUGCUGGGACUGUUCGGCCUCGUGCUGGCCGGCGUGCUGGUCCCUGUGCGCCUCCUGCUGGUCGACUACGACAAGGCGCACAGGUACAGGAGGGCGCUGUCGCUCUGUAACUCGUUUGGAGGAGGCGUGUUCCUCGCGACCUGCUUCAACGCUCUGCUGCCCGCCGUCAGAGACAAGGUGGGCGAUGUGUUCAGGCAGCUGCAGAUCAGCAGUGAUUAUCCUCUGGCUGAGACGAUGAUGAUGCUCGGUUUCUUCCUCACCGUGUUUGUGGAGCAGGCCGUCCUCACCUUCAGGAAGGAGAAACCGUCCUUCAUCGACCUGGAGACCUUUAACGCCGGCGGCUCGGAGGCCGGCAGCGACUCAGAGUACGACACACCCUUCAUCUCCUCGGCGCGGGGCUCGCCAGGCGGCGGCGGUCACCGCUCCCACGGGCACCAGCACGGACACUUCAGCCCGGCCGAGCUGGCGGGGGCGGGGCCUCUGCGGCUGGCCAGCCUGGUCCUGGCUCUGUCGGCUCACUCGGUGUUCGAGGGCCUGGCGCUCGGCCUGCAGGAGGACGGAGCCAAGCUUGGCGGCCUCUUCCUGGGCGUGGCCGUGCACGAGACGCUGGCCGCCGUCGCCCUCGGGGUCAGUGUGGCCAAGGCGUCGCUGGGCAUGAGGGAUGCCGCCAAGCUGGGCGUGGCGGUGGGCCUGAUGAUCCCGCUGGGCGUGGUGGUGGGGAUGGGCAUCGAGUCGGCUCAGACGCUGGCAGGCGGCGUGGUGUCGGUGGUGCUGCAGGGACUCGCCGCCGGCACCUUCCUGUUCGUCACCUUCUUCGAGAUCCUGUCCCGGGAGCUGGACGACAAACAGGACCGGCUCCUCAAAGUGCUCUUCCUCAUCCUCGGCUACGCAGCGCUCGCCGCGCUCGUCUUCAUCAAGUGGUGACAGACAGGAAGUCAGUGACUCACACAGCGAUACCAAAGGAACACGCUUAAAGGAGCAGUUCAGUGUUUUUGGAAAUUCAGGCUGAAACUCAGAAGUUCAGACUGAUCCUGAACACAUCUGAACAUCUGACUCCAUAAAACAUGGAACUGUUCCUUUAACUCCUCUGUAAUAAGAGUCCAGCUGUGAGAGGCAGAAACAUCUGGAGCAGCUGGAUGAGAAGAAACUGAGCUGUGUCUCUGACGUGGUCCAAACUGAAAAAUAACAAAGUUAUUGACAAAGUUUUUAAAAUGAAACUUAAUGAAAACAGUUGAAAGUUUCCUGUAAACAGAGAAAUAGAAACCAGUUCACUGCAGCUUCUUCCUCAAAACUUUUUUUUUCUUCUUCGUUGAUUUUUUUUUUUUUCAGUGCAUUCCUACUUCUCUGAAACACUGGCGGAGCUGAGUGUCACAAACAGACACCUGCUCUUAUAAAGAUCGCUCCACAGUGCCUUUAACCUCUCACCUGGCUGCAGUGAUGCACAGGUGUACUCUGUGACAUCACUGCCAGGUGUGGUUACAGGUGCGGCCGACCUUAGUGACACUGAUGUGAAGGUGACAGUUCAUUACAUGUUUAGAGGUUGGUUUGUCUUAUAUACGCUGAGUGUUCACUUUAUUAGGUACACCUGUGGAAUCCAGGUGUUCAGCCGUGAAGUCGACUUGUAUGAAGCUUUUAAUAUUUGGUGGUUUCAUUGACACCUUUGUGAAGGUGUUGUAUUUAUAUCCAUGGUUUAACAUUGAGGCCACUGUAAGUGUUGAGAGAGCAACAUUUAACCCUGAAGAGACGAAACGACAGCAGAUGAUGUGGAUAUGUUUUAGCCUCUGAUUGUUUCCUGUCUCUGCGUUUGUUUUCUACCUCUUACGUGUUGUUUUGAAUCAUUCAUGUGCACUUUUAUCGCCGUCACGCAGCUCUUUCUGGUUGGUUUAUUGACUUUCCAACAAGAAGAGUCUAAACAGUGAAGUGGUGAUCGGCCCCGGGGCCAACCUGUCCCUGCUCAGAGGUGUUUGUAGAAUUAGAAACACAUGCAAUAGAACUCCAGCUUUAACUUUGACCUCAGAACUUUACAAAACUCUGUGAAGGCAGAACAACAGCUGUAUUGUACGGGUGUACCUAAUAAAGUGGCCACUCAGUGUAUAUUAAAGCUUAUGACUGCGUUUCUCUUUAACAACACUCCUCUUUUGUUUUGUAUAAACCUGCUGUGUCAGAUGAAGCUGUAAACUCUGAUGAACACAGAUUCACUGGAGCCUUUUUAAAGAGUCAGGAUACUGUAAAUCCAUGUACAUCUGGCUUUAUUUAAUGAGAUUUUCAUCGUUGUAUGUGCUCAUAUUGUGAUCUUGAACAGUUUUGUAUUUAUUAUUCUGUUGUAUUUCUAAUUUGUGUCAGUUGAAAUUAAACAGAUUAUUAUCAUAGUCA